Molecule: messenger RNA, 2259 nt
Organism: Betta splendens (Siamese fighting fish)
Lineage: Eukaryota; Metazoa; Chordata; Actinopteri; Anabantiformes; Osphronemidae
Gene: neflb
Product: neurofilament light chain b
Exons: 4
Coding region: 52-1839 (595 amino acids)
Biological process (GO): neurofilament bundle assembly
Cellular component (GO): postsynaptic intermediate filament cytoskeleton; intermediate filament; cytoplasm
Molecular function (GO): structural constituent of postsynaptic intermediate filament cytoskeleton
Source: RefSeq, a predicted model, not a curated record
UCAGCCCAGCUACAUUGCAAGAUACAGAGCAAUCUGCCCAUCUCUUUAAUCAUGGCUUCCACUGGCUUUGACCCCUACUUUCCCUCUACUUACAAGAGGAGAGUAGUUGUGCGCAGUGCAGGAUAUGGAGCUGGUGGCGGAAUAGGAUCUAGGUCUGCCUAUUCUAGUCAUUCGGCCCCGAUAUCUUCCUAUUCCUCCUCACGCAGGGCUUAUCCUGCACAGACUCGAGCUACCUCCACCUACUCAUCCGUGCUUUCUGCUCCAGUGUCUGCAGCUGCUGCUGAGCUACGUCUUGACCAAGCUGCCCAGGUCAGCUCCGAGUUCAAAGUAUUAAGGACCCAGGAGAAGGCUGAGCUGCAGGACCUGAACGACCGCUUUGCAAGCUUCAUCGAGCGGGUCCAUGAACUGGAGCAGCAGAACAAGUUGCUGGAGACCGAACUGUUGCUGCUCAGGCAAAGGCAGGCAGAGCCUUCCAACCUUCAUGCCCUCUAUGAGAACGAGAUCCGCCAGCUUCGAGCUGCCGUAGAAGAGGCCCGUCACGAGAAGGAUGCCGCUCAAGACCACAGGGAUCGAAUGGAUGAUGUGCUGAGCAACCUGCAAAAACGCUAUGAGGACGAAGUGCUCGGCAGGGAGGAGGCAGAGGGAAGCCUGUUGGAUGCCAGGAAGGGUGCCGAUGAAGCAGCCUUGGGCCAGGCUGAACUUGAGAAAAGGGUUGAAUCGCUGCUUAAAGAGCUGGCCUUCCUGAAGCGCCUCUGCGAGAGUGAAAUUGCAGAGUUGCAGACGCAGAUCCAGUACAGCGCAGAGGUGUCCGUAGAGAUGGAGGUUGCCAAACCUGACCUGUCCGUGGCUCUUCGAGAAAUUCGGUCACAGUAUGAAAAGCUGGCGCAACGCAACCUUCAGUCAGCGGAAGAAUGGUUCUGCAACAAGAUGAACGUGAUGACAGUAGGGGCUGCUCUCAACACAGAGAGUGCAAGAAAUGUCAAAGACGAGGCUGGAGAAUACCGCCGGCUCCUCAAAGCCAAGACGUUGGAGAUCGAUGCCUGCAGGGGCGUGAACCAGGCUCUAGAGAAUCAGCUCCAGGAGGUGGAGGAGAAACAAAGUGCUGAGAUCUCUGCGCUGCAGGAUACAAUCGGUCAACUGGAGGAAGAGCUAAGGGCCAACAAGAGUGACAUGGCUCGCUACUUAAAAGAUUAUCAGGACCUCUUGAAUGUCAAGAUGGCCUUGGAUAUUGAAAUUGCAGCCUACAGAAAGCUCCUUGAAGGCGAAGAGAGCCGUUUGAGUGUGGCAGGCCCAGGUUCUGCCUCCAUUUAUUCCCAGGCCAUGUACGCUGCUCCAUCCUACGGACGAACACAUGUCUCCCUGCAGUCUGCAGCUCCGUUUCUGCUGAGCUCUCGCUUGUAUACUUCAUCACUCGCCACAGAGGAGGCGAUUUCUGCAAGCCAGGCACAACAAGCGGAGGCUAGUCCUCCCGAGGAGGAAGAGGAAGAGCAGGUGGAGGAGGAGGAGAAAGAGGAAGAGGAGCAGGAGCAGGAAGAAGAGGAGGAGGGAGAGGGAGAAGAGGGUCAGGAAGAUGAGGAGGCGGUGGAAGACAUAGAAGAGGGAAAGCAAGAAGAGGGAGAGGAAGAAGCAGAUGGUGAAGGAGAGGGUGAAGCAGAUGAAGAAGCCGGAGAAAAAGAAGAGGAAGAGGAGGGAGGAGAUGAUGAGCAACCUCAAGAAGGGGGAGACAGUGAGCUGGAAAAAGAAGAAGGUGAUGGAGAGGGUGAGAAGGGGGAGGAUGAAGAACCCGGGAAAGAAGAGGAGGUGGAGGCCGAAGUGAAAACAUCUGACAAAAAAGUUUAAAUGUAAAUGCUUUAGAAAUACCUGCUAGCUUGUUGCUGAAGGCUCUCCGGUGCUCUAUACACAGAGACGUUUGUCUCCCUCAAACCAAAUGAGAAUCCUGUGAAAUGAAAAGUCCCGGUGACAUUACCCCUGUAUCAACCCGAGCGAUUCAUAGCAUGCGCACGGGUGUGCGCCGCACCCGCGAGGAAAUUAAAAGCUAUUCGAAUGAUGGGAGACAGCCUGCGUCGGGAAUAGAAAGAGAAUUUGUCAGGAUUUAUUUGCAAACACCUGUGUGCUUUACCUCCGCCGCGACAUGCCCUCGUGACGUCUGUACGUGCAGUACCCAGUUUGAAAUGCCUUACAUCACGUUCUCACUGAGUGUUUUAAGUCCACGAUGCGCUGCAGUGAACCUCAAUAAAGUCUUGAAGCCUUGUCAACCUA